Lepisosteus oculatus (spotted gar) is the source of this 13247-nucleotide messenger RNA. Lineage: Eukaryota; Metazoa; Chordata; Actinopteri; Semionotiformes; Lepisosteidae. The record is from RefSeq and is a predicted model, not a curated record.
CACUCCAAGAUGGCGACUCCCAGUGCUGUAUUUUCUGUUUUCUGCUAAUAUAAAAUAAUAACUCCAACAGUAUUUUCACUUUGAGUUUUCAACAACUUUUCAUUUUUUUUAUCAGCGCUCUUAAGAAUUUGGAUCCAGUGUUUGCUUGAAAAGAAUCGGGGAUUUCUCAGAGCAUGACAACCGAUAACAAAAUCCAGUUUUGGAAGAGGAACACCAAGGUUCCGGGGAGUAUACAGCCUGUUUAUGGAGCUCAGCACCCUCCUCUUGAUCCAAGAAUACAUAAAACGUUUUUAAAAGAUGGCCCCAAGACUAACGCACUGUCCAUCAAAUCCAAGAAGGCCUCCAGUUUUCACGAGUUUGCCCGGAGCACCAGCGACGCCUGGGACAUCGGAGAUGAUGAGGAUGAUGACUUUUUAGGUGGCCCUACACUUCCUUCUCUCCCGCCCCCUCCCCCGCCCUCCGCCCACAUCAGUUCCAAGGUAGCCGUGACGGCGACCAAUCCAGCCCCGCAGUUCCAUGGCUGGGGGCGGGAGAAGCUGAAGACGGACUGUUACCAGAGCAAUGGCAGAGUGGUGAAGUCACAGAGCGAGGCCCAGCUCAGCACAGCCACAGAAGGCCCUCCAGUCCGGAACACACUCCACAAACAGCAGUCCCUGCCUUUGCGGCCCAUCAUUCCCCUCAUCGCCCGCAUCUCCGACCAGAACGCCUCGGGGGCUCCUCCCAUGACUGUGCGCGAGAAGAGCCGGCUGGAGAAGUUCAGGCAGCUGCUGGCCAGCCCGAACACUGACCUGGAGGAGCUGAGGAAGCACAGCUGGUCAGGGAUUCCCAGGGAGGUGCGGCCCAUCACCUGGAGACUGCUGUCGGGUUAUCUGCCUGCAAAUAUGGAGAGGAGAGAACUAGUCCUGCGCCGAAAGCGAGAGGAAUAUUUUGGCUUCAUCCAGCAGUAUUAUGACUCCAGGAAUGAUGAGCACCACCGAGACACCUACAGACAGAUUCACAUUGACAUUCCCAGAACAAACCCAUUGAUCCCGCUCUUCCAACAGGCAUCCGUUCAGGAGGUCUUUGAGCGGAUCCUGUUCAUCUGGGCCAUUCGCCACCCGGCCAGUGGCUACGUGCAGGGCAUAAAUGACCUGGUCACCCCCUUCUUCGUUGUCUUCCUCUCUGAGUUUGUCGAGGAGGAUGUGGAGAACUUUGACGUUUCAGCUCUGCCCCUGGACACGCAGCGGAACAUCGAGGCCGACAGCUUCUGGUGUAUGAGCAAGCUGCUGGAUGGCAUCCAGGAUAACUACACCUUCGCUCAACCUGGAAUCCAGAUCAAAGUGAAGGCACUGGAGGAACUCGUGAGCAGAAUUGACGAGGACGUGCACAAUCACUUCAGCAAGUAUGAGGUGGAGUACCUGCAGUUCGCCUUCCGCUGGAUGAACAACCUGCUGAUGAGGGAGUUGCCUCUGCGCUGCACUAUCCGCCUGUGGGAUACCUACCAGGAAAUCAACAGAAAGGCAGAUGAGCUGCAGUGUAGCACUGUUUUGAGAAAGGCUGAGGCAGAGGGAUUUUCUCAUUUCCAUCUCUACGUCUGUGCUGCAUUUCUCAUCAAGUGGAGGAAGGAGAUACUAUCCAUGGUAGAUUUCCAGGGCCUCCUGAUGCUUCUGCAGAACCUCCCCACAAUACACUGGGGGAACGAGGAGGUGGGGCUGCUGCUAGCAGAGGCAUACAGGCUGAAGUAUAUGUUUGCAGACGCGCCCAAUCACUACCGGAGAUAAGGCACUCGCCCUCGCUGGGCACACGCGCACGUGCUUGCGCGCACACACCUGAGCACAGGGGAGACGGGAGAGAGGCGGAAUAGUGUGGCGUGGGCAGGGCUGGUGGUGAAACCGCAUUUCAAGCCCAGUGCUUUUCAACCUUACCUUCAUUUACAAAGAGUAAUGUGUGAUUUCCUGGAGGAAAUCCAGGGAAAUCCCCCCUCCAGGGGGUAGAAAAAUGAUAUUUUUUUAUUUUGCACUCCCUCUUGGAAGGCCACUAGACCGUGUCCACAUGAAGUCCUUCUUAUUUUUAAAAGUAGCCAAGGGAUUUCAAACCACUGUUGUGUACCCCAGCACUGCAAACUGAUACUGAUGGACAACACAGAUGUAAGAGAACAUAUGAGCCUCAUCUCGGGUUAUAGAGAGAGAAGCUCAAGCACUAGUUCAACACGGAACAUUGACUUGCCUAGGCAAUGGCGCCAUCCUUCCUCAGAGCUCCAGUACAACCCAGGCUUUUCACUGAUCCUAGAGAUAUUAUUUUUAUUUACCUAUGUUCUUAUUGUAGCUCUUUUAGCAGCAUUCACAUUUUAGAAAGCGUAACAGAAGAAUCUCCUCUCUACGGCACAAGGAGCACAGCACAUGCCUUAUUGAGACUACGUACGUAAGACUCCUUCGUCGUGGACGUUUGUCCUGUGCUCUGCAGCCUGAUUAGAUGUUGUUGGAAGUCACUGGUACAUGAGUAAAUGCAGCCGAUUGGAUCCGGAUAUGGAAUUCAAUCGAGUGCAUUUGUGCUGACAUGCUUUCUCAAUCUGCCUAUGAACACAAGGACAAUCUGCUUGUUUUAAAGAUAAUAGCAUUGCAAAAAGCUGCAAAUAUGGUUCUGAAGAAAGAAGAAAUGGUAUGACUGGGGUAUUCCGAAUUAUUUAGUUAAAAAAUAUUUAGAUAUUGUUUUUUUCAAUUAUUUAUUUUUUUAAAUCGUAUUAUAGUGUUGUGUAUACUUUCAUCUUGUAUAUAAGCGUAGAUAUAUAAACCACUGGGGGCAGAACAUUUUUUAGGACAUCAUAAUGGAGUUUUUUUUAUCAAAAACAAAAUUGCCUUCUUUCGAGAGUCGGGCACAAUAGGUUAUUUGUAACAUUUGGAAUUACACUGUUUUCGUGACUGUGACUGAAGUGAUUUGAAGUGAAGUCAGGGGUCAGUCAUAACUGCCUAUUACCCAGGGGGUGAAUCCCAUUUUUCCAUAAUGCCUGUGACAUGGUUUUCUUGUCUAUUCUCAACAAUUCCCUCACCAUAUUAAAAAAACUGGAAAUAUGCAAAUGUGACUUGUAUGAAAAAAUGUCAAGUUACCUGAAAAACUAAGAGAAAACACAUUUACCACAUUACAGUACUUGGGUAUCAUGUAUAGUGUGAGAGUAGCUAAUCUUAAUAUUCACAGUGGACAACAACUACCUACUGUAUAAUAUAUUACAAUUUGAGGUGUGUUGAAAAAUAACCAUCCAAAUGAUCUGGGUAUCAGCUGUAUGUGAGGGGUAAUGCGAAAACUGGUAGAAAUCCAAUUAAAUUUUCAAAUAAUGUGAAUGUCCAAUGUACAUUCUGGGACUGGAUACUGGUUUCAGACAACUAUAGAAUCAUUUAAUACUUGAAUCUAAAUCAAUGCAGCAAUGGAGCUGAAAGAAGUGUUGCAGGUGUAGCACCGUCCUGUAUUGUACUGAACAGCCAGAAUCGUGUUGUGAGUGUUGCAGUCCUCUGCACUCCUCUCCCACUCUGAGUCCGUCUGCGAAAUAUAGGUCCCCUUCCUUGCACAGCCUGAGAAUAAAGCACAUUGCUCUCGAGCUGCUAAAACGGGCUUAUCCUUAGGAGAAUAGCAUUCUUAAGAACACCUUGUCUGCUUUUCCAUCUGUUGAUGCCUUACAAUUUACAAAGCAGCCAAAGUACAAAGUGUACAUAUAGAUACAGUAAGUAUAUAUUAUCUGUAUGCAGUGGUAUUGUGCUUUGGUGCUACAGUUUCUGUUUUGCUUUAACCUAGCAGGGUGUCAGCUUGUUCAUGUCAAAGCAAGAUGGUUUCGGCUGGGCUGUAUUUUUGACACUGGUAAAGGAGAAAGUAGAAUUUCAAGGAGGAACUGAAUACGGCACUUAAAACCAAUGACUACUGAGUUUUCAAACUGAUGAGAGAGAAGAAUCUGCAGUUUUAAUUUCCAUCUUGCACAUUGUGUUUUUCUUUUAUUUUUUGUGUAUAAUAGUGUAAGCAAAGAUUUGAUGACACUGUGGAUUGAAGUUUUUGUGUAAAAAAAUAUUUUCUUGCGGAGAUUAUUUCCUAUACUGUAUGUGUCAAGCUGUAGAACUACAAGUUGAAAAAUUGGAGUACUUUUCAACUUCGAUCCUGGUUUGUUUUAUAUUAACUUUUAAUUUAAUUGCUUAAUGAUUUUAAAUGAACAUAACCACAGUAAGAACAGAACUCUAUUCCUGUCUGAAGUUGUUCUGAUGUCUGAGGUGGAUUCAGCUGUAUUUCUUAAUCCCGUGUGAACACAAGUAAUGCUCUAUGUGCCAGUGAUGUACAGCCUUGGCUCUUUAGUUUCAUUUUGUUUCAGUGUGACCACUUUGUUCUCUUAAAGGCAAACUGCAAUGCUAUUUUUACAUUUCAGAGUUAUAAUUAAUUGGCAAUGAUGAUUGUAUUUCAAACCACAGUGAAACUAUCAAGUACACAGUCACAUGAACAUCCUCCAAUUUACAUCAUAAAGAGAAGUUUCAAUGUAUGUGUAGCGGCAUAUGGCCGUCAUUGUCCGCGAUUCAGAACGAGGCAACAAAACUUCCAGUGACAAGAAAGCAGCCCUAUUACAUUGUAAACAUGCUUUAGACCAGGGGUCUCAAACUCACUUGAAUAUGGGGGCCGCAUUAGAUAAAAUGCACUAAUCGUCGGGCCACAUUCAUGCACACAAAAUGCAUCAAAUCUUUAAAAAAAUAUUGAAACUGAAUUUAUUUGAAACAUGUUGGUUAACUUUACUCAAUGUACUCGACAUCAUGUGAGGUUAUUUCUGAAGUUCUUCAUUCUGGCUGCUUCAUUGACAGCGUUUUGCAGAGACCAGUAUGUGAACAUUAAGCCUGGUAUCACAUGAAAUAGCCAAUCGCAAUGUUGCUCGUAAAUGUUCAUCGGUGAGUCCGUAAAACUGAUUUGUUGAUCUUCAUUGAUGAGAAAAACUGUUUGUAUACGUACAGUACAUACUGCCAACCAUUGCUAUGAUUCUAGCAGACGCACAGACUAACUUCAGAAACCUUUCUUUCUGUCUACUUUAUUUACUGACAGAACUCCGUCAGCCAGCAAUCAAGCAACAGAGGUGUAGACACCAACUCUUUGGCUUAAUGCACUCACAGAAGCUGUAAAUAGGACACGUAUGCAGGGUUAGGGUGGUUACAAGACAAGGGACAAUUCAGGAAUAAACAAUUAACUACUAUUAUAUUAGGUUUUAUAGUCACUAUUUACACAGGCAGGGGGACCUAGCGGUCACUCUGCAGACCCUCAGAACAUCUCCCGGCCACAGUUCCCAGUCUGCAUCGCGGUGCUUGCAUUGGCCGGGUGCGCCUCCGCUUUGUCACCUACUGCUACAAUAUUGCUUAACUGCUACAAUAUUUCCAUGGCAAUUAUUGAAACAGAAAAUGAAUCUAUGGAACAAAAAAAUGUAUCAAAUGACCAAAACAACCUAAUUUUAUUGGUAAUUUUUUGUUAAUCCAAGUGAGUCAUUGCAGGCCGCAGAUAAUUACUGGGGACUGCGUGUUUGAGGCCCCUGCUUUAGACCAAGUGAAUUUUUGCUACUAUAUUGUCAAUAUUUUCAUGAAACCGACGCAUACAAGGUGACUUGUUUUUUAGAUACUUUUAAGUAUUUUAAAAAAAGAACAUCCUGUCAGUUAACUAAAAUACCCUCAUAAUAAUUAACAUUUUAGGAGACCAUUUUUCUCAUUUGCUUACAACGACUAAUGAGCAGGAAGGGCUGCUUUAAUGUUUCAAUUCUCGCAAACUCUCUCUCUCGCUGUGGUGAAACUAGCUGCUUCUCGUCUGCCUGUGACAACAUGCCAACCUUACAGUACUUUCACAAAGUUGACAAUUUUAUACUUGAUUCGAAAUUUUUUUAAUUUUGCUGUCCGUUUCUUUAAAACUGAGAUUUAAUAACUGGUCUGAGAAAUUGAGACUGCACUUCCUCUUUAAAUAACACCCUUAUUUAUUUAAUCAACACUGCUGCCGAAAGACAUUUAAGAAUCAGCCUUUAAAUACUUUGCAGUGGCAGGAAUGGAGGUGGUAAACUGGGAACCUAGCCCUGUUGUAAAGGAAGAAGCCAGUAUGCAAUGGAAGGUGAUUGGAUCGCAGUGGAACAACCUUCAAUACUAGACUGUUUCCUCUUCUUGCAGACCUUGCCUUUUUGUAUUAGGAUUAAGGCUAUAUUAGGAUUAACCCUGGAAAGGGUUUUCCAGCUCCAGUCCAGAGACUCUUUUACUCACAACCUUCUUUUCUUCCCAUUACAUUUAAGUCACUUAAACUGUAUAUGCUGGGACUUUAUUAACUGUGGGACUAUUGCUUGUGUUCUGACAGUUUUGCAGUUUGUUUUUAUUUUGAGAAUAGGAUUGGUGUGUCAAAGGUCACAUCUUGACCUUUCUUCCAUGGGCACAAAAGUGAGGGUACACCUAUCUAUGAACCAUACUGGCAGGACAGCAGGAGAGAUAAUUUAGGUGUAUAUUGAAAGUCUGUGGCAUUUAUCAGAUAGGAAGUUGACAGAUCCCGACAGUAUAUGAGCUCCUUUCACCUGUAGGAAAUAUGCGGUGCGCUGUGUGCCAUCAGAUAAAAUUGCCAAAUUAACCUUUUAAGCAUUUUAGUGAAAUAAUUUAAAAAGAUGGCAAACUGAAAUUGGUCUCUGCGGGUUGUAUUGCAUGAUGUUCAAUUAAGUAAUAAUUAUUUCCACAAAUUGUGUUUUACAUUUGAACAGAUUCAAAAGUAAUUUUGUGCAAUUACGCUAUUUAUAUUAAUAAUCAUUCCUUGCAUUUUUAUGGCACUUUUUGUCCCCAAUGAUUUGAAAGGUCUUUGCACAUAUGGAGGGACCCAUGUCGUCCACUGUUGGAGGCGAGCAGCCGCCUGGGUGAUGUGUGCAACCAUUUAGUACCAGGUACCAGCUUUCCACAACACUGCCGAUCAGGUGAAGGGAGAAGCCGCUUCACCACUUUUAGGUCAAGGGGUGUCUUUGUAGAUAGCCCAGUUUAUUCACGUCCAGAAAGAAAUUUAGCCUGGACACGGGGGAUUAAAUUUGUGUUCAUACACGCAGUUCUAUAGGAUCCUUAAUGAACAGAUUCUCAGGAGCUUGGUUUAACAUUUCAUCCAAAGCAUAGCACCUCCCACGUCACUUUGUCCCAAGUAACCAUACUGGGAUAUUGGUUUAGAAGUUCUGGUCCAGGGGGAAGAACAUCACUUACUGGUCCACUACAUCCACUUCAUGCAGCGAUCUGGUAUACCUUAGAUGUCCCCUUUCCCAGUCUCGCUCUUGUCCUGCCCUGUCCUGACCCAGGCCUGCUUGGCUUCUGAGAUCUCUAGAUCUUCUGUUAGCUAGCCCAUUCAGACGGCUGCACAGUGAAAACUGUGCACUGUGAAGUAAUAAAAUUUGGUCCUUUACAAACGGAAAUACAGUAUAUAGAAUGUGUUCUCAUGGACAGCAUCAGUACACUGAGGGUGCUUUGCCAAGUGUCAACCAGAUGAUGUACUCUACAUCAUACAUGUGAUGUUUGCAUUGAUCGUUAUACAGCAGCCCUCUGCUGUGAGCAGUCAUUGGAAUACAUCACCCCAGUCACAUUUGCAUAGUCACUAAAUUGCAGGACAGUGCAUGGUUUUCUCAAAACAGAUUUUCAAAUGGUCAAACUAUAGAGGCACUUUGUGUAUAUUUGAAUAGAAAGCCUUUGGUCUUUUAUUAUGCAGCUGUUACACUAUAAUAACAAAGUUAUAAUCAGCCAAUUUCAGAACUGCCCAAAUCCCUGCAUCUGAGGCACAAUUAUGACAAGAAUCAAUAAGAAACUGAAUUUGUUCAUGGUUUGCUGUACUCUGCCGUGUUUGUGUUAGGGCUCUUGUAUGUGCCAGGCUUUGUUCUUGUUCCAUCACUCUGCCUGAAGAACUCCAGCUGAAGCAUAAAGCCUCUCAAGAACACUGGCUGACAAAGUCUAAUUUAGCCAUUGCUAAAAAAUUUAAAUUUCUGUUGAUUAAUCUUCCUUACAUUGAAAUUCUGGAAAUUCUGCAGCAUUAGACGUGGCAAAUCACUGAUUUUUUCAGAGCCCAGACUACAGUGUAUAUCGUUCCUAGGGAGAGAACUUAAUAAGUACGCCUUUUAAUGUCAUGCAGUUAUUAUUGCUCAUUCUUACAGGUGAAGAAAAUGUUGUGUGGGCUUCUUUUCAAAACGUUUCCUUUUUAACCCUUUGACUUUCUGGUAUUUUAUCAUUGCUAUGUAAAAUGAGAAACAAAGAUACAGAGUACAGGUUGUUCAGAUGCUUAAAUUCAAAUUCUGCCUACAAGGAGUAACAGGAACUCUUGUUUUUUUAUGGUGUAGAAACAGAAAGGGAUGCUGAGAGCUCUCAUUGGAGGGACAUGGGAAAGGAGUCAGUGCUGCUUUCCAUCAGAGCCCUAUGUCCUGUCCUCUGCCCAGCUGGUAUCACUGAGUGAGAAUAGACUCCAAUGUACUGCUACAUAACUAAGUAACUAAGUUAAAGAGCUUCAUGUUGUGCUAGCUGUGGCUUAAAACUAGUAACUACAGCUUCAGCAAGUGAAUUGUGUACUUUGGCACUGCGUACGGUGCUGUUGUGUUGACAUCUCUGGUUCAGAUCCCUGACUCAGACUGGUGAUAUUGUCCCAGUGUGCAGCCUGAAACAAUGCAGUCAGUCAUCAAGAUACUCAAAGAAACAUUUAACAGUUCCGCAUGGAAAAGCUUUGCUACCAUUUUGCGUAUUUGAUGUUUAUUGCAUUUUGGCACAAGGCUCUGUGACUGAGGGGGGCGUUAGUGCACAUCCCUGCCAGAAGUACACAAGAAAGACUUUAAGAAGAAAAAGAUUUUUUUAAAAGUGCUUCUCACCAGUGUUCAUUUAAUUUUUUUGUCACCCUUGUGAACUCUUCCUAAUAUUCCAAAAGAGUUUGAAAAAGCUUAAAGUUGACUUGAAAAAAAUAUUAAAAUUCUGCUUUUCCAUCUAUACUGCCUCUUGCAAAUAGCACCUUGAAAGUUUUAAAAUUAUUUUAAAAAACUCAGAACAGCUUCCGCCCUGGAGCAAGAAUAGCUUUGAGACUCACCUUAAAAUGAUAAUGUGGAGUUGAAGCUGCGCAGCGGAGGUAACUCUAACUGCAGAGUGGAAAGUGAAAGGUCAUCUCACCCUGACCUUUAAGAACUUCAGUUUGAGGUCUGAAACAGCAGAAUGGUCAUUCUGAUUUUCUGUCUUGGCUGUAUUUUCGUCUUAAUGUGCCACCCAUGUACAGAAGGUUCCAUGUAUACUUGUCUAUGCCCAAAAGCAUUGUUCUGGUUGAUUAGUUGAUUUUUUAAAAGUUGACAUGUGUAAUAUUGGGCUACACAAUACCUUAAGGAAACACUUUACCAAAAAGGCUUUUAUAAUUUUAUCAUACUUACAGUACAGUAUAUCAUAACAUCAGGAAUGAGGAAUCCUUGUUUUAGGUUUGGAAAUCACAAGUGUUCAAGACUUCCUACUGUACAUUGGCACCACUAACAUAUCCCACUAUUCAGAUUCUGAAUCUUACAUUCAUUUUUUACUCUGAUCUAUUGUUGUAUUGAUUAGAAAAGGAACCCUGGUCACCUUGGUCAUGAAACCAGAUUGAUCCCAAAGUAAACAUUGUAACAUUGGAAGGUGGUCUUGGAGGAAUCCAGAUUUCUUCUUGAUACAAUCUGUAGAACUGUUUAAGAGCCAAGAGCUUGAGUCUGCAAACAGGAGCUUCAGCAUCUGUUGUAGCAAUUGUCACCAUAUUUCACCACAUUUCUUUGUUGUUAUUGUUUAUUUUUUAUUUUUUAAAGGAAAAAAAGAAAGAAAAUAUUCCUUCCAAAAAAUGGCUUGAGAUUUCUUUUACUCCCAAACACAAUUUGGCAAUACGGUUCCACUAUUCACAGUCAAGUGCAGGAUCUCUGGAGGAAGUGAUUUAAAGAUAUGGAAAGCAUAUGGAACCAUGGGGAGACCUAGGGCUCUUUUGAGGAUGCAGUACAUACACAGCAUGAUUAUCAUGCAAUGUUAAAAUAUACCUUUAGGGGCCAGAGCUGUGUUCUGAUCGACUGUUUAAUAAGCAUUUGAGUGCAAAGGGAAGAUUAGUAAGGUAGUAGGGUUCCUCUGUGAGGAGCUUUAUUAAUAAUAUUAGGUACUCCGUUUCUCCCCAAAUCCCAUUAAGAGGUCCAGAAAGGUUGUCCCUAUCCUGCAGAUCAACUGAUUUUAUCUUUUGUUAUCCCAAUCUAUUGCAAUGCAGGCCACUGAGAUAGUGUUUGCCAGUUUACAGCAAGAUGCUCUAUCUAAUAAGUCUUUCACGCAGUACAGUCCUCUAAUCCUCUAAGGCAGGGGUGUCCUGGUCCUGGAGGGCUCAUGUGUUUGCAGCCUUUCCAGGUUUCUUUAAAGCUGCGGGUCCUGAAGAGCCAAGAGAUGCUGUUAAAGUGGUGCACUAACCAGCUGGUUUAGCUCAGUAUGAGCUGAGGUGGAAUGAAACCCCACAGACGCAUCUGCCCUCCAGCACCAGGAACAGACAGCCCUGUUCUAAGGGCUUCUAAAACUGUGUGAUCACCUUUCAUUCCUUAGGUGUACAAAUUCAGAUCUGCCCCUUUUGCUUCUGUUUCUUAAAACACCAUCCAAAGUUGGUUUUAUCCAGAAUCUUAGCUUCUGUGAUCCCUUUCCCAUGAAUCUCCCAUCUGGUGGACAUUUCAACAUAAAUAAUGCUAAUGUUAACUGUAUAGACUAUUCUGUGCUCCGUGGUCAUUGUAGUUGUGCAGCAGUUUUGAAGUUACAUGUUGUUCAGGUGCUAAAUAUCCUACACCACUGUUUCACCAUGAAGAUACCAGUGUGCCUUUGAAAAACCUCCCCAGGCUGUUACAGGGGCCUCAGUAUAGCCCACCAUGCUAGUCUGAUGUUUUUGUUCUUUCUGCUCACAUGCACUGUGCAACAUUGCUGCAGCAAAGUUCAUUCUCUUUGACAUUUAAGCUUCAUUCUGACUCGGUGUCUGCCUGUGCCCUCAACUAAACUGGUAUUAUUGGGUAUUGUUGGGACAGCCCCUGUUUCAAGUUUAUGUAUUGAGUGUGCCUUAGUCUCUAUAAGAUUUUUUGUUUGGUGUACUAAACAGUGGCUUAUUAUUGGGAAGUAAUUCUCAUGAUCCCACGUAGCUGAGGAAUUGGAACAGCAGAUCCCAGGUGAACAGUAAGGGGUCAAAGCUGGAGCAAAGGUCUUUAAAUUAUAAGCUCUGAUCUGAGGCAGGGUCCCUGGAGUCCAAGAACAGAGCCUUGUGGAAAGCAGAGAGGAAGACAUUAUCAAAUUAAUGCUCAGGAUUUAUCGGUCAGGUCUUUCUGACACUGAGGUUAGGACAGUACAAGAUUAUAAACUAUCCUCCUGACCUUUGGAGAGAUUGUUCUGGUCUAAAGCUGUUUACUUUUGUCUUUCUCUGCCAUUUAUCAGAUAUUGGGACUCUAACCUUUCUCUCUGGCUGAUUGUCUAAAGAUCUUGACUUAUACUUAGAAGCAACAAGCUUUGAUUGUCAUUCAUGAGGACGCACUGUAUAUGUAUUGUACACAUACUGCUUUUUGUCUUCUGAAAACUAAAAAUUUGUGGUACUUAAUUUUGGUUGCUUUUCAGAUCUUUGGAUUGCUCAUUUUUUAGAUGUACUGUACUGUAGAUUUUUGCACAGUCAAGAGAAAAUAUCUGAUCCUAAUCUUCUGAAACUCACCCUGAUAAGAUAGCAUUUAUGAGUUAUCAGCGAGCAAAAGAAAAACAGCAGAGUAUGUCAAGUUAAAAUCUGAAGAGCAUCAUCAGCAUUCAAGGAAAACCGGGUUUUAAACAGACCUGUAAACAGAUGGGGGAGUUAAAUAAUUGAGGAAUGCACAAUUAUAAAGUUGUACUGCACCAGAGGAAACGCAUGUUCAUGUUAUUUAGCAAUCCUGCCAUAAAUAAUGCCUCUGAAGUAAUCAUCCUUCAUACGCACGUCACAUUCAGUAUUUGGCACAUCUCCUCAGUGCUCUUUGCAGAAGCAGUCAUCCGGCAGCGUUUUGAAAGAGGCUUACAGCUUGUUUGCAGAAUUAAAGUCUUAAUAAUGGAAAUGACUUCUAACAGACGAUUGGGGUGCCACGUUGCACCGUUACUCUGUAAAUUACAUUAAUUAGUAUUUUCUGCAGUCCUGAAUUUUUACAGGAAAAGUUGUGGUGCCUCUAAGUAGUGUUUGAAUCUCUUCUCAGCCUGCCAACACUCACAAACGGCACACUUGCAGUAUGUGCUCCAUCAUCCUCUUUUGUUAUGAGCUAUAUCACUUCAGUGCCACCAGGCUAACCCGCAUGUCUGUGAUCUGCGGGCCACAGUGCAGGGCUGCUGUUAUACUCUGUGAUGACGGUGGGGUUUCAUUGGGUUUCACUGCACUAGAGAGCUGGGAUGGCCUCCUCUUGACAUUCCAAGCAGCCGGACGUCACUGGGCUUGAGUGGACCAGAGCAAGCUGUUGAAAGAAGCUGUCAAAAUCAGGCUCCCGGUCUCACGCUGGACAUACUGUAAUCACGUUGUGACACAUUACUCCACCACUCUGAACAUACAAAUUGUAGAAGCUGCAUAUACCUAAAUGAAAUCGGAGGGUAGAGUUCCUUUUUUCGACUGCUGUCUUAGUGGCAUGUAUUGGGCUGGGGAAACUGUGUUCCUGUGCUGAACUGUUUCGUUAAUAGCAGUGUUGUUUCAUAAAAAAUGUCCUCCUUCUCCCAUUCCUUCUGUUUCUCCGCAUGCACAUAACAUGUUAGUUAUUUCAUCUUGUUAUACCCAAUGUUACUCAGAACAGCCAUUAUACUGCGCACUCUGCAGUAUUCAAGGUAAAGUAUCUUGCCAAUAAACAUCACAUAGUGCAUGCACCGAACAGGAGUCUCAAACCUUUUUAUAUUUGCCUUUGUUUUACUGUUUUUUGUCGUUGUUUUAUUUGUAUUGAUUGAUUGACAUGAUUAUUUGUGUGAUCUUUGCUGUUUGUUUUAAUCUGAGGUCAAGAGGUUUUGUCUUGGUACAGCUCACACAUUGGGUACAGCAAACUGGGUUAAUUAAAAAAAAGCACCUUGUAAAGUAUGUUAAAAAUGGACAAAUCUCUGCGAUACUGAACCAAUCAGCAGCAGAAAGCGAUGUGUCUGUAAUGUUUUCUUUUCUUUCGUGAGCCAUGCCAAAAUGUUAAAGCCAUUACUUUGGGUUUUAUUAACGCUUCUGUGGUUGAUGCUGUUAUGAGCCUAAAAAGAAAAGAUAGUUAUCUACUGUAUAUUUAACUCUGAUUUAUAUUAAAUGAAUUGGUUCUC